AUGGCCUCUACUGCCACGGCGUAUGUGGCCUCUACUGCCACGGCGUAUAUGGCCUCUACUGCCACGGCGUAUAUGGCCUCUACUGCCACGGCGUAUAUGGCCUCUACUGCCACGGCGUAUAUGGCCUCUACUGCCACGGCGUAUGUGGCCUCUACUGCCACGGCGUAUAUGGCCUCUACUGCCACGGCGUAUAUGGCCUCUACUGCCACGGCGUAUAUGGCCUCUACUGCCACGGCGUAUAUGGCCUCUGCUGCCACGGCGUAUAUGGCCUCUACUGCCACGGCGUAUAUGGCCUCUACUGCCACGGCGUAUAUGGCCUCUGCUGCCACGGCGUAUAUGGCCUCUACUGCCACGGCGAAUAUGGCCUCUACUGCCACGGCGUAUAUGGCCUCCACUGCCACGGCGUAUAUGGCCUCUACUGCCACGGCGUAUAUGGCCUCUGCUGCCACGGCGUAUAUGGCUUCUACUGCCACGGCGUAUAUGGCCUCUGCUGCCACGGCGUAUAUGCCCUCUACUGCCACGGCGUAUAUGGCCUCUACUGCCACGGCGUAUAUGGCCUCUACUGCCACGGCGUAUAUGGCCUCUACUGCCACGGCGUAUAUGGCCUCUACUGCCACAGCGUAUAUGGCCUCUACUGCCACGGCGUAUAUGCCCUCUACUGCCACGGCGUAUAUGGCCUCUACUGCCACGGCGUAUAUGGCCUCUACUGCCACGGCGUAUAUGGCCUCUACUGCCACGGCGUAUAUGGCCUCUACUGCCACGGCGUAUAUGCCCUCUACUGCCUGGCUGUGA
Molecule: messenger RNA, 792 nt
Organism: Procambarus clarkii (red swamp crayfish)
Lineage: Eukaryota; Metazoa; Arthropoda; Malacostraca; Decapoda; Cambaridae
Source: RefSeq, a predicted model, not a curated record